Molecule: messenger RNA, 5170 nt
Organism: Etheostoma spectabile (orangethroat darter)
Lineage: Eukaryota; Metazoa; Chordata; Actinopteri; Perciformes; Percidae
Gene: c14h6orf136
Product: chromosome 14 C6orf136 homolog
Exons: 7
Coding region: 373-1656 (427 amino acids)
Source: RefSeq, a predicted model, not a curated record
AAAUAAUCAGACUACUCAGAAAGUGCAAUCAGCAAAAAAGGGCAAUGUGGCAUGAUAAUGUCAUAGAAAAAAAACGAUACUUUGAGGAAUCGAUUCUAUCUCUUCUUUUAUCACAUUGUCGGGGGUCACAUAGGCAGUGCUAUUAUUUCCAAUAGCAGUGAAGGCAGCAUACAACGUCUACGGGCAGCGUGAGGCGGGUUUGGCCAGGCAAGGACACAGGGUUGGAAUGACAUUUGUGUUUGUGGAGGUGAAGAAACACCCCCAAUCAUCAGGUUAAGGUGGCAGUGUGUGUGUAUCUCUGCGGGAUCUUCUGUGCUAUUGCUGUGGCUGAUGGUCAGCUGGUAACUGGGGUUGCCCCUGCCCCUGUGGUGAAUGGCUGUGAGCAGAGGGGGCAUCGCCUUCUGGUUGGGUUGUGUCUGCAGCCAUGGCAGAAUGCAAGCCAUCAGAAAAUGGAGCUGGAGUCUCAAUCAGGGAGUCGACUGGCAGUGGAUCCGUCAGACACGCCCCCUGAGCAGUGCAUCAUGGGCCCUGGUACCCCCAAACAGCCUGCGAUAUCAGAGUAUUAAGCAGCCGUUGCUGUCUCACCCGUUCCACCAUGCCAGCCAGCCUCAAAGAGGAGUUUACUACGAGGAAGAGUGGGAGGAGUCUCUGAGCGUGUGUGUGCUGGUGCGACAGGGCGAGGCAGAUGGCCUCCAUACCCUGCUGGAGAUACCUCUGUUCGUUCACAAUAAACUAGGAGAGCUCCUCGCUCCAGGGGCUCACAAGUCCUCUGAGUUCUCUUUCCCGUUGACCACGGUGGAUGGCAGCAGAGAGGAUGACAUCAGCGUUGGCAGCUUCAAGAGAAACAGCAUUGAUUCUGUGAAGAGAGAGCAUGGUUGUUUCAGGAGCCUGUUUGAAGCAGAGAGAUGUCCAGCACCGUUUAUGUAUGGCUCUCAGUUUUUUUGUUUUCAUUGCCCUGGCACAGAGCCGGUAGCUGGCAGUGGGCUGAAAUAUAGGACGGACAUUGGACAUGGGACCAAGCCUGUGGAGUUGCCUGUGCUGCCUCCCACCUCUCUGUGUAGUCAUGCAGAGAGAGCAGGGGGGCGAAAUACUGAAAGAGACAGUGAAGAAGAGGAGAAACUGGCCCUGAUGUAUGAAAGACUGAGGAUAGAGCUUCCAAGUUUCUUUAUAAAGAACCAUGAUUACACCAUGUACUCAAAUGAUGUGGAGUUCAUCAACGGCCUCCUGAAUACCAAGACCAGAGGCCGGAUGGUGUACCAGCUCAGCCUCUCGCUGUGGCGCCUCCUGUGUCUGUGUUAUUAUGCCAAGGCUCGGCUUGAGGUCCUGAAGCUCACCAAGCACGUGGAGGACGGCACCAUUAAGGCUCGCUGGAGGAUCCAUGGCCUUCCCUUCUACUCUCUGCUUUUGCGCUUCUAUCGCAAAGACAAGUCUUUACUGUACAGGUCAUAUGAUGCAUUCUCUACUUUUUACAUUGGACAUGAUGGACUCAUUCACUGUCAUAAAGUUGAAAAGGUGAUGCCGGAUCAGCCCCCUGUCCUGCCCAGAGUAACUUCACUACUGGCGGGAGCCCUGGUGGCGCUGGGAGUGCAGGAACAUCGACCUGCUCUCAACCUGCUGCCCUUCCUCCUGUCCUCACUGCGACAGAGCAGAAACUGAGUCCAGGAUGAACAUCACAGGAACAUGUACGUGCAUGCGUGCCCACCCACCCACCAUCUAUGUUGUUGCAAUUUGGGAUAAACGAAAUCCAGCAAAACACGUAUAUUGAGGCAAACCCAAAGCUUUCCAAAUAAACUUCAAUUCAACAUAAAUCAUUUCAAAUGUUUUAUUUUCUCUGACUCAAGGUAAACUAGAGCCUCCUAGAUAAGGUAUUGUAGCUAACUGCAUAGAAAAUGUUCCAGGCAAAGUACUGUUUACUAAACUAGCUGUCUAUUCACUGCUGCAUCCUGCUUUAUUUUUUGUGACAAACUGGUGUGUACAAUUGAAUAGGCAAACCAACACGCUAAAGCAACACAAUUUAGUGUUGGGCUUGUAGUGUGUACAGCAAAGUAGUAGUAAACAACCCUUUCAGUUUGAAGCCUGGCUCCUUCCAGGGUUAGACACCACCCACCAACACCUCCAAAGUUCACUAAUUUAAUUAUAAUAAGUUAGUAAGAAUAAUUGCAUUUCCCAAAAUGUUGAGUAAGAAUACCUUUUACAAGUAGGAAAUGUAGUAAGUAUGGCCUUCUUGACUGUAAACACCGCAAAGUUCACAGUUAGCUCUGGCUCAACGAGCCAGAGAGUGUGCAGCGGUGGUGGAGCAUGCUAGAGAGUGAGAGAAGAGAGGGGAAAAGCAUUGAUCAGAGCAAUAAAAUACUUUCUCAUUGUUUAACAGCGAUUAUGUUCAAAAUCACAAAUAAACACACCCACUCCUCCGCGGUAAGGUGCAACAUUGUCUGAUUCUGAGUGAAUCUGUCUGUUGUCUUUUCUGUGUGUCUGUGUCAGUUAGACAUUUGCUUUGGUAUGAGACGCUGUUGAGCAAAGCAACGGGCUGCAUGGCUGCUCACCCUGCAUGGAGGUUACACACAUGUGGUGUCCCGAACACAGCAAAAGAAAAGAGAAAAUCCAGGCAGAGAGCAGAGUUUCUGCAAAUACAGACUGCAAAACACACUUCUAGUGGGUCAUAAGUUUGGGGCAGCAACUAAUCCUGCGCAGUGCUGUAAGGUCUGGCAACAUGAGUAUACACUCUUGGAUAGGAAAAAAUGUUGUGUGUUAGCAUUUUGUUUAAACCAAUCACAAUUGUAGCUAAGCUCCAGAUGCAGCAUUGGUGGCUCUGCUAUAGUCUCAAGAAGGAACUUGUUUUGGUGGAACAUUUGUACCCGGCUAAAGAAAACACCACAUAAAAUAUUAUAUGAAGUUAACUCUUGACACAGUACAGUAAUGUGAGCUAUUUAAAUUAGCUGACUACAUGGUUAAACCUCAUUAUCUCUUACCAGUGUAUCUCCUAGUGUCCACAGCAAUCCCACAAAUUGGUCCCAAAACGUCCCAGUAAGAGAGUAAAUGUCCUAAACAUAUUCUUUGUAAAUCUUGAUAAUCAUUCCUCAAAAUAACCAAGAAGGCCUGCCUUCUUGCACCAUCUAAAUUUUUCUAGCAAUUUUACCAUUUUCAGCAUGUAAUGUUGCUCAGAGUUUUCUUAAUGUAUUUUUUGGGAAUUUAAAGGUAACACAAAGAAAAUUGAAAGUGAGGGACAUCUGGUGAACCUUCCAGCGGCACCGGAACUAUCCGGUAAAUGAACCGUUGCCAACUAGUCUGCAGCCAGUGGUUAUUUUUAUGGUGGAUUAAUGUGUGGAUUAUGUGGAUUUUCUAGAAAAUAUUCACAUUUAAGAAGCUGCAAUCAGAUUGUCUCAAAAUAAAAUAGUUGAACAUUUAAUGUUGAUUAGUUUAAUAGUUGACAACUAAUUGAUUCAUCUUAGCAGCUCUACAUAACUGAAGAUUGAGAGAAUUUUUUGUGUGUUUACCUAUACAGUCUUUUUCAAGAAAGAGCUGCAUAUUACACCUUUUUAAAUACCAGAUUUCAUUAUCACAGGGGCUUCAUGCGGAUCAGCCAUCUCCAACCUGAGUCUGGUCCCAGGGACCAGCAACUCAGGGAUUUACCAGUUUUCAUGUACUUGAAACUAGCCCAUUGCGAAUUAGAGUGAGAGAAGAAACUUGCCAGAGUGAGAUUUCUAGUCAUUCCUUCCAUGUAGCGUUCCUAGCACCUUGUGAAAAAUUUAUUUUUACUCUUUAUUAAAGAAACUAUUAAGUCCCAAACCCCCCAGGUAACGGCCUUUUCUCUCCGUGGAGGUCAGGUGGAAGGUAGCCGAGACCCCUCUCCUACCCCCAUGGUCCGUGUCCACCGGCAGACGUCACAUUUAGCUUCCCAGUAUACAUAAGCAGAGAGAAGGGGCGUCAAGUUGCACGCUCUUCAUUUGCUUAAAGUUGAGGUCCGGGCUACUUUAUGCGAAUUAGGAGCAUGCAUGUCCAUAUAUUUCAAAAUGUGAUCUGUACAGGUCUCCAGAUUAGAGAUGUUAUUUUAUAUAUUUUACGUGAUAAGAUAUAUUCGGAUUUUCCACACUGAGACAGCUGCAGACUUGAACUGAUCGCACAGCCACAGUGUUGCGUUGCUUGCUUAGUCAUUUCCUGGUCUCUGUCGUUUUUAUCGAACAUUUCUCAAACAGGAGGACAUGCAAUUGUUGGGAUUAUUUUCAGUAAUGAAGAGACAUGUCAGCCAGUGUGGCUCAUUAAUGUGUUUUAAACAAACGUUGAGCUCUGUGGCGCAGAGGAAGAAGAUCCAGGCUUUGAAUACACAUGCAAUACUCGUUAGUAGGACAGAUAGUGGCUCAAUCCCAAAGUCCGGACUCAGACUCACAGACUUUGGUGCGCUUUCUCACGAAAUUUGUAAAGGUUGUCCCAAUAUCGAAUUUCAAAGGGCGUGAGGGUUUGAGUACACACUUAUCCUUUCCGUGAGUCUGCAUCAAUGCAGACUUCACCACAGUUCAAAGUGCUGUGGCGUUUACCAUGGAGACCAUAAGGAAAUUCAGACAUUACAAAGGUGACCAUGGAAUAGAAUGGACCUGUUAUCCAGCUUGUAAAACAAGAAUUUGAAAACAUUUGGAAUCGGCCAGCCGUCUUUGGUUGGCCGUGUGGAAAGCAACAAACUUAAAAUGAACAUACCCAAACCGGCAAGUGUCAGCAACAUCUUUGUUAUUGAACGUUGCCAAGGUAAUGUGAUCUUAUGAAGUACUGUCCCAAUCCCAUUUAUACCUAUCUGAGCCCAUGUGGCCUCACACAUUAACUCCCAUAGCACCUGAGAUCAGUUAAGUUUGUGAGUCUUUAGUCCUUAGUCCUCAGGGCUCACUUUGGGAUUGAGCCACUAUGUUUUUGGUUUGGCGCUGCACAUGAAAUCUAUUGACAUGAAUAAUAUAUUAUUUAUAAAUAUAUAAUAUUGCCACAAUUUUUCUUAAACCAUUAACCACCCAUGCAAUGCGAACGCUUCAUAGAACUUUAAAAAAACUGCUAGCUCGUACUAUGAAUUACAUGAUUAUGAAUAUGUAAUGUGUAUUGAUAGUUUACACUCAGUCUUUGUGAUCCUUUCCAAAAACCUGUUGUAAAAAAAAUCCAGGUACCAAUCACGAAAGUAUACAACUGAAACUUA